GGGCGGGACCGAGGGAAACGAGGCAGGCGAGGAAGCGAGAGAGCCGCGUUGGGAGUCGGCAGAGGAGAAGAGCCUCCGCGUUGUUUGCUCGCAGUCUCACCUGAGGUGAAGAACAAACAGAUUAAAUUGGUAUCAUGGCCUCCAGCGCAGGAAUUGUACCUGAGGAUGGUGAAAGCAGCAAGAAUGCUACACUGGAAAGGUGCUUGAAUGUAUUUAGAGAUGCAAGCAAUGAUAGUGAACAAUUUGCUGCUCUGCUUCUGGUGACCAAAGCGGUAAAGGCUGGAGAAAUCAACUCCAAAGCCCGUCGGAGGAUCUUUGACGCCAUUGGCUUCACCUUCCCAAACCGGCUUUUAACUUCCAAGGAUGCCCCCGAGGGCUGCCCCCAGCACACUUUCCAGGCUCUUGGCCUCACCCUGCUGGCCUGUUUCUGCACCGACCCUGAUUUGGCCAGGCACCCCCAGAUCCUCAAUAAGGUCCCCAUCUUCAAUGAUGUGAUUUCAUCCGACAGCCCCGAAGAUGCUUCCUGCAAUUCCAUGAUUGACGACACUUACCAGUGUCUGAGAGCAAUUGUGACCACUCCCAAGGGUCCCAGAGAGUUGGUGAACAGGGGAACUCUCACAGCAUUGUGUGUGGCCUACGUCAACCAUGGCUAUGGCUACGAACAGGCCCUUCAGCUUCUUCUGGGGCUUCUGACGGCGGUGGAAGCCAAGUGCUGGCAGAGGGCCACACUUGACCUCAUGACUGUUCUUAACAAGCUCAGUAUGGAGUUCCAGAAGGCUGAAGACAUGACCAAGUUCCAGAUGUGUGAAGUGCUGCCCCGCUUCGUACCUCCUAUCCUCCCGCCCACUUCCGAAUGCCUCCAGCCCCUCUACCGGGGCCUGUCCAGCAUCCUGACCAGCAAGCUGAGCCCUUCCCAGAGGGACCCGGCCUUGAAGCUAGCAGCCUGCCUGUCUCAAGCCUGUGGCUCCAGAUGGAUUCCGGCAGGAAGUGCCGGCAGCAAGUUCUUUGCCUUGUUGGCCAACUUGGCCUGUGUGGAAGUCCGCAUGACCCUGGAGGAGCUGGACCUGUCCCAGGUGGACAAGAAGCAGGAGCUGAUGGCCGCUUGCUAUGUCCUGAUGGAGCUCGCGAUUGCAGAAUGCACCAGGGAGAAGGGGUCUCUGCUGCAGAAUACCCAGAAAGUGCAGUUGGUGAUGAUCCUGGAGGAGGCCUUCCGAGCUGUCAUCCAUUACCUGAGACAGGUGGGGCAGAAGAAGCUGGAGGAUCCUUUCAUCUUUGCCUCUGUCCGAAUCCUUGCUGCCUGGCUGGCCGAAGAGACCUCUUCUCUCAAGCAGGAGAUCUGUGAGCUCCUGCCUUUCCUCAUCCGUUACGCCAAGAUGCAAUUUGACGAGGAGAGGAGAAGCAGGAGCGGUCUUCAGCACGAUAUGGAUCAGGCUGGGCAAGGCACGGCACAGGAACCCAUUUGGCGUGGAGAUGCUCUGAGGUUCCUGCUGCCUGGCUUAAGCCACUUGACUGCAGAGGAUCGGCCCCGUGAGAUCCUUAUUUCAGAGGGUGCCCCCAUUCUGUUGUGCCAGUAUUUCCUGCACCGCUGGGAGACAUUUGUUUUGAACUCCGAAACAGUGUCUGCAUCCAAAGCUGUGGAAUCUAGUCUGCAAACGUCCUGUGAAAUUUUCCUGAAUUUUGUCGUCACUGCUCCAGAUUUGAUCAGCCGAGAAGAUUGCUUCGCCGCCUUGAUGGACACCUUGCUGAAGUCGCUGCCUUUGCUGCUGCCGCAGAGAGAACAUCUGAGCCUGACAGCUAACGUGACAACGCUGGGGCUCAUGAUGGCCAAAAGGCUGUUUGCUUAUCCAGGUCUCCAGGGCACCCCAGAAGCAGAGGGUUUCUUCGUGGCCGCCAUCCGCUUCCUGGCCGAUGCUUAUGUGGCCCAGAAGGGCCCUGAUGGAGAGGUGGUGACCCUGGGCGUGGCCCCAACCUACAAGGCGGCCUGGCCAGUGGUGCGGGAGCUUUGGUUCCUGAGCAUGCAGGCCUUCGCCAGCUGUGUGCCCCUCUUCCUGUGGCUGCCCCAAGAUGUCCUGCGCUCCGGCUGGCUGCAGGAGCUGCUGGCCACACUGGGCCGCGUGGUCCCCAAGUCGGUGGAGAUGGAAGUGGUCCGGGCCUACCAGGGCAUCUUGGUGGAGCUGGCCCGGGCCAGCCAGCCCUGCCUGGAGAUGAUCCAGCAGCACCAGGGCCUGGAGCUAGCCAGCCUUUAUGGCAUGGCGGCCUUGGAGCAGUGCCUCUCGGAGCAGUGAGCCCGUCGGGGGCAUGCGUGCGUGGUGGUAGGAGAAAAAGGAAAUAAUCGUGUUUUCCCUGAAGCAGUUUGACCAUUCUGUUUCAUGCAGGUGGAUGUUCUGUCAUCGGUAGGGCAUGAGAAAUGGCAGGCCUCUCUCCUUCCCAGAUGGCUGCGCAAAGUUAUAAAACGCGACGUGAUCUCGGUUAUAUAUUCACUUACUUACCUAACUUAUUUAUUUAUUUAUUUGUUCUGCUUUCUGUUGCCGUGCCACCUCUCCGAGCAGAAAAAAAAAGCCCUCUCCAGGGCAGCUCACAUAGGCACCACGUUACAACCAAGUUUAAAAAAAAAUUAAAAGAGCAGCGUAGAACAAAAUCAAGACCAGCAAUCCACAGUUUAAAAAGAUGAUGAAUUCCGUCCCAACAUCAUGAAUUAAAAUACCAAAAAAGGUCUCAGAGAUCUGUUUAAAUGAUAAUCAUCCUAAUACUAAUCCUAAAGAGGAGGCCAGGAGUAUGUCUGUGGCUGGGAGUUCCACAAAGAGGGGACCACCACUCAAAAGUCCAAUGAUGUUGUCUUAACUGCAUGUUUCCUAGCUCUCUGUGAUAAUCGUAGAGUAACCUGAAGCAAAAGUCUUUACCUGCUGGCAGUCACACAACCGCACAAUGUAUGCCAAUGCACGCCAGUGCUGCUCAGUCAGCUCGAAUGCACUGUGACGGAAGCUCGUUUUGCUCUGGAGAGGAAGGAAGCGGGUACGAGAGGGGCUCUGGCAGCCUCCUUGUGCUUUGGGAGGGAAGGAGGGAGAGGGGAUUUGCUCUCUCUGUCCCCACGAUGGUUCCCCAAGUGUCCUUUGUUAGCCUUGCCCUGAAACCACCAAAGGGCACCAUGGGCCACUCUCAGGCCAUCCAGUCAUUGGUUGCCUCAGGACUUUCGACGUUGUCGAAGCUCUUUUCUUGAGGAUGCCAAGAUAAUUUUUUGCUCUUGCUCAUUUAAUUCUGAUGAUUUAUAAGCAACCUUUUAAGGAUUCAGGAUUCUUCCAAGGCAGCUUAUGGUUGAACUCUAAACUACCAAAUAAUAAUAAAAUGGUUUAAUAUGACAUCAGCCAAAGCAGCUGGUGUCCGUUCGCGCGUUUUGAUUUGGGUUGCUCAUAAAACAAAUGUAGACCCCGCUUUUGAAGCCAAAAACAAAUGAAUCAUCCACCCAAGUGGCCUACAAAUUUUUUAAAAAGGAAAUGAGAAACUAUUUAAAUAGAAGUAAAAACCAAUCCAAAAACAAAAACCAGCGGGGAAGGGGAAGGGCAGUCUAGACGGAGGAGGCCUCACCUUUCUCUCCGAUUGGCCUUCCCCUUCCAACCGGGCGGUUAGUGGUAGGUGGCCCUGUGCAGGAAGAGUACAAGAUGUGGCAACAACAAGAGCAGGGAGAAGGGAUUCCCUUCGAAUCAGCCGCUGUUUGCUGGAAAAGAGAUGUUUUCCUGGGCCACAUAGUAUUAACAGUGGGAUCUAAACUCUCCGGACUGUGAACGCUUGCUUGUUUUGGCUUCUCUGUAUUUGUUCAGCAUGGAGGCUCCUGCAUGCAGCCGCUCAAUAUUAUGUUCCUGAACCUGGGGCAGGAUCAGCUCCUGGACCUCAGGCCAUGGCUCAUUCUCCUGGUGUUUUUGGUUCAGUAAAUAAAUGUUUUGUCUUGUAA
Messenger RNA from Anolis sagrei ordinatus, 3946 nucleotides. RefSeq names its product neurochondrin (gene NCDN). The record is from RefSeq and is a predicted model, not a curated record. NCBI's taxonomy places the organism in Eukaryota, Metazoa, Chordata, Lepidosauria, Squamata, Anolidae. Gene Ontology annotation, cellular component: dendrite. Gene Ontology annotation, biological process: regulation of neuronal synaptic plasticity; neuron projection development.